AUGGCUGACAAGAACCAUCCCAACAUUGUGAGGCUUCUUGGCUUUGCCAUCGGAGGCGACUUGAGGUCACGGGCAGAGCAAGUGCUCAUCUAUGAAUACGUGCCCAAUGGCGACCUUCGCCAAUGGAUCGAUCCUAAUGCCGACCGCCCUCUGACUCUGAAGCAGCAGUUGGACAUUCUGACGGGCAUGGCACGGGGCGUUGAGUACCUGCACAGCUUUGGCAUCGUGCAUCGCGAUAUCAAUCCUGCCAACAUCCUCAUCACCGACACCAUGCAGGCAAAGAUUGCAGACUUUGGGUUGGUAAGGACGGGGGAGGGCACUUCCGUAGGCACUACUCGGGUGAUGGGCACGCCGGGCUAUGUGGAUCCAGCCUACUUCAGCACGUGCAAGGCCACCACUGCCAGCGAUGUGUACAGCUUUGGAGUGCUCAUGCUGGUCGUGUUCACGGGACGCCCACCAUUUGUGGAGGCUGAUGAAGCGGGUCAGCUGGUCACAAAAUGGGCGUCGGACUGCCUCUCCUCGGGGGACUUGGACAGCCUCAAGCACCCCACCGUGGACGCCCCUGCAGAUGCUGUGCUGCGUGUGGUUGAGCUCGCCCUCUCCUGCACCGUGGAGCGCACUGCAGCCCGCCCAAGCAUGGCGCACGUCGCCAACGAGCUGCAGGCCAUCCGGGAGGAGGUGGUGGGGAAAGAGGAGCUGAGCGCGGCAGUGAAGGUGGAUGUGCAGGUCCAGGAGAGGGAGGCUGUUGCCAGUGCGUUAAGCCUCGACGAACAGCUUCAGUUUCUAGAUGACAACUUGGCUGAAGGAUAA
This is a messenger RNA of Closterium sp. Yama58-4, 810 nucleotides long. NCBI's taxonomy places the organism in Eukaryota, Viridiplantae, Streptophyta, Zygnematophyceae, Desmidiales, Closteriaceae. The record is from the annotation of a GenBank genome assembly.